This is a messenger RNA of Darwinula stevensoni, 348 nucleotides long. NCBI's taxonomy places the organism in Eukaryota, Metazoa, Arthropoda, Ostracoda, Podocopida, Darwinulidae. The record is from the annotation of a GenBank genome assembly.
AUGUUCGGAAUUGUUCAACCGGGCGAGGGAGAGGACGAUGAUUUAGUGUUCGAAGAUGCCUUAAACGCAGCGCCGCACAGGACCAAGGAAAAGCGAAGCCCCCAAUGGGGAUGGCCGUGGGAUGCUAUGAACGAGGGCUCGUCGAGGACGACCACGACGACCACGGCGCAAAAUCAUCAAGGCAGGUUCUCGGAUGACGAGGACUACGAUCUCGAGGGAUCGGGUCAUCAUGGAGAUUUGGAGGGAAGUGGGGACCUACCUGACAGCUUUACUCUAGGUCAGAUCCUCACCAUGUGGGAAAUUCAAUCCCUUGUCUCGGUGGAGAAGGGUAUUAACAGCGUAUGUUAA